This is a messenger RNA of Gigantopelta aegis, 1587 nucleotides long. Its product is annotated as presequence protease, mitochondrial-like. Gene Ontology annotation, molecular function: metal ion binding. Gene Ontology annotation, biological process: protein processing. Lineage: Eukaryota; Metazoa; Mollusca; Gastropoda; Neomphalida; Peltospiridae. Gene Ontology annotation, cellular component: mitochondrial matrix. The record is from RefSeq and is a predicted model, not a curated record.
AUGGAACAACAGAGCAAAUCCUCUAGAAACAGCUCGACAACGCCUAUGGAUAGUACUGGUGUCUCUCAUAUACUGGAGCACACUACUCUGUGUGGGUCUAAGAACUAUCCUGUACGGGACCCUUUCUUUAAAAUGUUGAGUCGAUCUUUGUCCACUUUUAUGAAUGCAUUUACUGCUAAUGACUGGACCCUAUAUCCAUUCUCAACUCAAAAUUCAAAAGAUUACAGGAACCUACUCUCAGUCUAUCUUGAUUGUAUUUUUCAUCCCAAUUUGCGUGAGAUGGACUUCCAUCAAGAAGGAUGGCGAUUAGAACAUGAGAGCCCUAACGAUAAGAACUCACCCUUAGUAUUCAAAGGUGUGGUCUUCAAUGAAAUGAAAGGAGUUUUUGGUAACCCUGAGAAUCUGUUUAUGAUGGAACUUCAACGGAAGCUUCUGCCAAGCCACACCUACUCUCAUGUUAGUGGGGGUGCACCAUUGAAAAUCUUAGACUUGACGUGGGAAGCUCUGAAGGAGUUCCAUUCUAAGCACUAUCAUCCAAGCAACUCACGAAUUACUGAUUCUUAUCAGACUCUUGUACAAAAUAUUAUAUGUAAAUUACUUACUGAUGGACCAGCAUCUCCCUUUUAUCAAGCUCUUUUGGACGCUAAUAUCGGAGCUGAUUACUCACCUGGUACAGGGGAAGGCUUUCCAGAGCAGAGAGUCAAAGCAAUGCUUCAUCAAAUAGAAAUUAGUUUAAAACACCAGUCAUCAAAUUUUGGUCUUGCAAUGAUGAUGGAGCAGCUGCAAGCUGACCCCACUUACCUUCAACAAAAAAUUAAGGAAUAUUUCUUGGACAACAACCAUCACAUGACAUUAGUCAUGUCACCUGAUGACUUCAGUUACUGGAAGAUCAAAGCAAAGUACAAGAGACCACGCCUCCAGGAUGAGGAACGUCUUUGUGCACUUAUUGCUAUGUCAGCGUCUGCUCUAGCUAUGUCAGUUGCUGAUAAUGGUCACACUUAUGCAAUGUCUGCAGCAGCUGCUACUAUGACUCCAGCUGCUGAACUGGCAGAAAUUUUGGCGGGGUUAACACAAGAAUCAGAGCACUCUCCUAUAACAAGCCACACCCACUACCAGCUUCCAUUCCCAGUAAACUACGUUGCCCAAUCUUAUAAGACUGUUCCUUAUACUCAUGAGGACUCCCCACGUCUCAUAGUACUAGCUCGACUCCUCAGUUGGAAAUACCUCCAUAAAGAAAUAAGAGAAAAGGGUGGAGCUUAUGGAGGUGGAGCCAGACAUGGCGAUGGAAUAUUCUCCUUUUUCUCCUAUCGGGAUCCUAAUUCAUUAGAAACACUUGACCGUUUUCAAUCUUCUAUUGAUUGGGUAACUAAAGGAACAUUCUCACAAGAGGAUGUCGAUGAAGCUAAAUUGUCUGUGUUUUCACAAGUUGAUUCUCCUGUAGCUCCUGGAUCGAAAGGUGCUAAUUUUUUUCUUAGAGGGUUAACAGAUGAAUUACGACAAAGAAAUCGGGACAAAUUAUUUGAUAUUAGACGUGAUGACCUCGUGAUUACAGCAAAGAAGUAUAUUAUAAUUAAUAUUAAUAUAUAA